AUGCAUGCGUCAUGCGCCAGACACGCCACCUUAGCGAGCCAGGCCGGCUGCGCAUGUGAAGUUCGCCUGUUGGGCGACCAGUUUCUUUUGGACGUGGCUUGCUUGUUGGGCUCCCGUUGUAUUCUUGCGCUUUUUGUGCACUUCGACAUCCCGCCACUGCACUAUUGGACUAGGAAAGGUCAGGAAUUCGUCGCAGUCCGAUGUGAGGACGGAACGGCGCGCGUAUUCGACGCAUACUGCCCACAUUUGGGCGCCCACCUGGGAAUGAUGGGCCGUGUGGCGGGAGACAUCAUCGAGUGUCCUUUCCACGGAUGGAAGUUUGAUUGUAAAAGCGGAUCUUGCACCCACGUGCCGUACUUCGCCAAAGCCCCUUCUUUCGCCAAGGUGAAUGUCUGGAUGUCUAAGGAACUCCUCGGCCUGGUGUUCGUAUGGUACCACGCAGACGGCAAGGCACCCUCAUGGGACGUACCAGAGGAUAUAUUGAGCCGCACUCUGGAGUCGAAGUCUACGGGUCGAUUCGAGCACUCGGUGCACUGCCACAUCCAGGACAUAGCUGAGAAUGGCGCCGACUCGGGUCACUUCAACAAGGUCCACAAGGCGAGCAGCUUGGUCAACGGCACCGAGUUCGAGAAGAACAUGGGCGAGUCGUGGAAGGGCCGCCUUUUCCAGCACCAAUGGGUGGCUACAUGGAGCCCAAACAAGCACGAGGCUAUGGUGGUCAUUGAGGCCUUCAUAUCUAUCCUCGGCUGGAAGCCCGACUAUCUGCGUCAUCAAGUCGAGGCUCGCCAGGUACAUCCAAACAACGACCCGCCGUGGUUGCUCAGUGGCUAUGGUGUUGGGCUGCUGAGCACGAGGUCGCGGGAUCGAAUCCCGGCCACGGCGGCCGCAUUUCGAUGGGGGCGAAAUGCGAAAACACCCGUGUGCUUAGAUUUAGGUGCACGUUAAAGAACCC
Molecule: messenger RNA, 952 nt
Organism: Dermacentor andersoni
Lineage: Eukaryota; Metazoa; Arthropoda; Arachnida; Ixodida; Ixodidae
Source: RefSeq, a predicted model, not a curated record